AUGCAGUCCGAUAAACCCGAACAGUCGAAAGAAGAACUCGCCGCGGCGAUUGCGAAGGAGCAGAUGGAGCAGGAUGCCCUGCCAUACAAAUGGACCCAAGUCCUCGAAGAACUAACCGUGACCGUCCCGGUCCCCCCCGGCACCCGCUCGCGCGACCUCUCCAUCAAAAUCACGCGAACUCACUUACUCGUCUCGCUCAAAACAAACCCAACCCCGCUGAUCGACGACGAUUUCUACAAAGACGUGAAAGUCGACGACUCGACCUGGACGCUCGACGACCAGAAAGAAGUGACGCUGACGAUCGCAAAGGCGAGCGGGUUGGAGUGGUGGCCGCAUGUGGUGAAGAGUGCGCCGAAGAUUGAUGUGGCGAGGAUUCAGCCGGAGAAUUCAAAGUUGAGUGAUUUGGAUGGCGAGACGAGGAGUAUGGUUGAGAAGAUGAUGUUUGAUCAACAGCAGAAGCAGAUGGGUAAGCCCACGAGCGACGAGAUGAAAAAAGAAGACAUCUUGAAAAAGUUUCAGGCUCAGCAUCCCGAGCUCGACUUUAGCAAAGCCAAGAUCCAAUAAUCUACCUACCAUCUUGAUAUCUUUUAUCUUAUCUUGUGAUAAUACUACAGCUCAUCGUGGCUGCUAUCAAGACCAUACCUCUGCGGCGAAUUCGCCGGCACAACCCCCUUCAACCUCCCCUCCGCCGGCGUCGCGAACCCGCUCAGAAACUCAUACAACUGCUCCUUCUUAAUCUCCCCCUCAUACACAGCCCUCUCCUCCUCCUCCUCCCCCUCCUCAUCGUUCGU
Messenger RNA from Myxozyma melibiosi, 791 nucleotides. RefSeq names its product HSP20-like chaperone. Bases 1 to 564 code for a protein of 187 amino acids. Gene Ontology annotation, biological process: protein folding. The transcript is spliced from 3 exons. The record is from RefSeq and is a predicted model, not a curated record. Lineage: Eukaryota; Fungi; Ascomycota; Lipomycetes; Lipomycetales; Lipomycetaceae. Gene Ontology annotation, cellular component: cytoplasm.